UCAGAGAAAGAAAAAGAGAAAGAGAAAGAGAGGGAGAGAGGGAGAAAGAGGGAGAGGGAGCUUCUGUUUGUUGCUCUGUGAUUCUACAAUGUCGGGUUGCAAGGAGGAAGACCCUCGUAUCCAUCGCAUCAGCACUAGAAUACGCGUCGUUCCCAAUUUCCCAAAACCAGGGAUCAUGUUCAAGGAUAUCACCACCCUGCUACUUGAUCCUAAGGCGUUCAAGAACACAGUAGAUUUGUUCGUCGAGAGGUACAAGGGGAAAAAUAUAUCGGUCGUUGCAGGGAUCGAGGCUCGUGGUUUUAUUUUUGGCCCUCCCAUUGCAUUGGCUAUUGGAGCAAAGUUUGUUCCUUUGCGAAAACCGAGGAAGUUGCCUGGUGAAGUUAUUUCAGAAGAAUAUGUGUUGGAAUAUGGAACAGAUUGUUUAGAGAUGCACAUUGGAGCAGUUAAACCAGGUGAACGUGCUUUGAUAGUUGAUGAUUUGAUAGCCACUGGAGGUACACUCUCUGCAGCAAUGAAGUUACUUGAGCGUGUUGGUGCAGAAGUGGUUGAAUGUGCAUGCGUAAUUGAACUACCAGAUCUAAAGGGUCGUGAGCGACUGAAGGGCAAGCCAUUAUUUACCCUUUUGGAAUCCUACUAAUGGCCCCGGUAGGGUUGAAGUGCUGCUCCGGAUGAAUGGUUGUUCACUCUGUAUAUGGUAGGCAUGUUGUUGGCGGAAUCCUUUUGCCAACCUGAAUGUUGUUUCCAGUUUCCCUUGUAAAACAUUGGUAGGUUAUUUUUAUUAUCCUUUGUUAUUGAUGCAUCUUUGCAUUUCAUUUAGAGAAACUUGUAGGUUAUUUUCUGAUUAA
This is a messenger RNA of Telopea speciosissima, 845 nucleotides long. Its product is annotated as adenine phosphoribosyltransferase 3-like. The transcript has 6 exons. Gene Ontology annotation, cellular component: cytoplasm; cytosol. Gene Ontology annotation, molecular function: adenine phosphoribosyltransferase activity. NCBI's taxonomy places the organism in Eukaryota, Viridiplantae, Streptophyta, Magnoliopsida, Proteales, Proteaceae. Gene Ontology annotation, biological process: adenine salvage. The record is from RefSeq and is a predicted model, not a curated record. The coding region runs from base 89 to 637 and encodes 182 amino acids.